AUGGAUCAGCUUCCCUUAGAGAUCAAGCACAUGAUAUGUGCAUCAGCCAUGGAAACCAGCCGGGAGACUUUGGAAGAGUUAAGUCUUGCGAACCAUACCUGGUAUCAGGCUGCCGUGCCUUUUCUGUACGAAAGGCUGCAGCUAUGUCUCACUACGACAGUGCAACUACAAGCAGACGUUGAACAGCUGUUGGAACAUCCCCUACGCAAGCAAUACCUUCGAUACCUGCGUCGUCUGGACCUCGUCGGGCGAAGCGGGAAGCAAAGUCUCCAACUAGCUGCUUUGCAGGAAGAUGAAGAGGGACCUAUCAUGCUCGAUGAUUUCCUCGAUCGUGAGCUCUGGCAAAGGCACACUUUCCGGCUUUGUCGCAGGGAAACCACUACCCCCGACUAUGCCCCGCUCGCCAGGUUCAUCGCGGCCGUGUCGAGCCUGCGAGAGGUGAACUGGGUUCGUGCUCUGCGCUUCCCGCAAGAAGUCCUGGACGUUCUACACAAAUACCACCCUUCCUGCAAGCUGAACCUGCUUUAUUUCUACCUCCAAGCGUGGAAAUACCAAGGCCUUAGCGAUAGGGAUAUGCCCGUGGUCACCUCGCCGUGCCUCCACUCGAUCCGCUGCUAUUACUAUCGCAACGCCGGAAAUGACGAGGUAAUCGAGUCGGCCAUUCUGCGCUCGCUAUCUUUGGCUCCAAAUUUGAAAAAGGUCGAUCUCGUACUUGUGCCAGAGAUUGACUUUGUCGACCAGCGUCUCUACGCCUUCGAGCCCACUGAUGGAGCAUCCAAUACCGUUGCCCGUCUCGAAACUUUGUCGUUCUCCCUAAACACCACGAUGUCAGUCCAGCGCUUCAAUCAAUGGCGUCAGAAGACCGAUAUAGGACAUCUGCGUACAUUGAGCAUCGGCCGUAUUGAUGAACCGGCCCUCGCUCGAACGAUCUGCGCGGUUGCACCGUCCUUUCAGCGUCUCGAACGACUCUCACUCAACCUACGGGCGACCCCCAGGAGAAGCCUCGAGUGCUGGCGCUCGGUGGAAGAGAUGAUGAAGGCAUUGCCACCGCUCAAGGGUCUCUGGCUGGUCGGGAACCGCAACGCAUCCUUCAUCAGCAAGGUCUUGUCCAGACACGGUGCCACCCUAGAGAGCCUGGGACUAGACUCACGCAACAUUCACCACAACGUCCACACGCAGGGACAGACACGUCCAUACUACAACGCGCAGGAAAUUGCCCGUUUUGCGAACAAGUGCCCCGUCCUCCGAGAGCUGCACCUUACUGUCCAUCGCGUGCAGGGUCUAGCUCCCGAGGUACAGGUCUACAAAGCACUCGGUCGUUUUCCUUCUCUGGUGCACCUCUGCGUAAAGCUCGAUUGCUUCCCGAGUGCAGGUGACCCUCCUGACAAUGUAGAUCCUUCGUCUAUACCGGACCAUCUCGCCGUUUACGGCUCUGCUAAAGUCCGGGAAACCAGAGCAUCGUACAUCAACGCAGCCAUUGAUAAUCACUUGGCGCAGAGCAUCUUCAAUACCAUUCUCUCAUCCCAAUCCACCAGGCGCCUCGCCAGUCUCAGGCUUCUUCCAACCUGCGAACUGCGACCCGAGGCCCCUCCAUUAUGCGUACCAGACCCUUACCAUUAUUUCUUUUUGAACUGUUUCGCGGUGACCAGACCCCCCAAUACUGAACCUGGUGUGCUCGACAUCAAGCUGAUUAGCACACCGUCCCAUUGCCCCGCACGGAAUCCGAACCCCUUUUCGAUGCUCUACCAUAUUUUGAAAUGGAUUUGGCCCGAUGAUAUCACGAGCUUUCCGUUGCAGGAUGCAUGA
Messenger RNA from Aspergillus viridinutans, 1806 nucleotides. RefSeq lists its product as uncharacterized. Lineage: Eukaryota; Fungi; Ascomycota; Eurotiomycetes; Eurotiales; Aspergillaceae. Bases 1 to 1806 code for a protein of 601 amino acids. The record is from RefSeq and is a predicted model, not a curated record. The transcript has 2 exons.